This is a messenger RNA of Chroicocephalus ridibundus (black-headed gull), 2961 nucleotides long. RefSeq names its product translocase of inner mitochondrial membrane 21 (gene TIMM21). Gene Ontology annotation, biological process: protein import into mitochondrial matrix. Gene Ontology annotation, cellular component: TIM23 mitochondrial import inner membrane translocase complex. Lineage: Eukaryota; Metazoa; Chordata; Aves; Charadriiformes; Laridae. The transcript has 6 exons. The record is from RefSeq and is a predicted model, not a curated record. Bases 218 to 901 code for a protein of 227 amino acids.
CCUCUUUCCCUCCCCUCCGCCGCCGAGAGUUCCGCCGGGGCGACGGCGAGGGGCGGCCGUCGGCGGGCAAAGGGUAAUGGGGGACCCUGACCUGGAGCGCCGGCCGCGGAGUCGCGCUCGGCUGCCCUGACUCUUCCCCGAGGGGUCCGAACUUUGCGUGUAUCUCGGCUGAGCUCCGCCGUAGCUCGGCGAGGGCGCUGGGGAGCCGUGCCCCGGCAUGCAGGGCGGCGGGCGGCUGCGGGCCUCCUUGGGGAGGUGGCUACUCGCCACCCCCGGCUGGGCCCUGUUGGGGCCGGGGCCCUGCCUGAGGUGGCGGCCCCAGCCCGCCCCGCCGCUCCGCUCCGCCCGGCAGAGUAUCGGGACACAAGGCGGGGGGCUGAGGGGUGAAAAACCUGGCGAUAAUAGCAAAUACGUGUCGGUGCAAAGGGGUCGGAAAGAAGAAACCGUGCUGUCGGCGGCUCAGAAAGUGAAAGAAGCUGGAAGAGACUUUACCUACUUUAUUGUGGUGCUUGUUGGAAUUGGUGUUACAGGUGGUUUGUUCUAUGUGAUUUUUAAAGAGCUAUUCUCUUCUUCUAGUCCAAGUAAGAUCUAUGGAGAUGCCUUGGAGAAAUGCAGAUCUCACCCUGAGAUAAUUGGUGUUUUUGGUGAAUCUAUUAAAGGUUAUGGGGAGGCAACAAGAAGAGGAAGACGACAGCUUGUCAGUCACAUUGAAUACGUAAAGGAUGGACUGAAAUAUAUGCGUUUGAAGUUCUAUAUUGAGGGCUUUGAAUCAGGGAAGCGGGGAACAGUCCAUGUGGAAGUCAAAGAGAAUCCUGAGAAAGGAAGAUUUGAGGUCCGCUACAUAUUUGUGGAUGUUGACACCUAUCCUAGAAGAACCAUUGUCGUAGAAGACAACAGAUAGCCAACAAUCAAAGUUGCUGCCUCAUCUCAUUGAGUACUGGAUGAUACUGGUGUAGCCAGUCUACACGUGAAUUGUUCGGUGUUCUCAAUUGUAUCUUGCAGCUUUGGGGCUGUGUUACAGGACAUAGCCUCUCAGGGCCUCCAUUAAGGUCUUUUGUAAGAACCGAUACAGGAUUUGAAGUGAAGCCAAUGAAAAAUAGUAGAGCCAAGCCAUCACUUACGGCAAAUACUUUUGACAUAGGAAAAUAAUGGCUCAUAAUAAACAGUUUAAUGCUGGAUAAUACUUCUUCACACCCAAAAACUGAGUCUUCCUAGAUUUUAGGUUUGGAUGGGGAGCUUUUUGUCUUCCUUUGCUUGGAUUUCCUACUAGCACUGCAAUAAAGAAAGUGAUAUUGUAAGUGUAGACAAACUCACUGUUUUCAUUCUGAAUAUCUUUGUGUAGAUAAGAAGGUAAAAUAAGAAUGUUAGUGAUGCAAAGGGGAUCUGUCCCAAAGACUGUAAGAAUAUGGACUGCGGAGACACAGAUUCUUGGCAAAUGGCUGAAGAUAAAGACUUCAAUAUUGGUAUCUUCUAAAUAGAUUAACAGCACACAGAACAGCAGUACUGUCUGCUCCUUCCAAUGUUUCCCAUGCUGCUCUGCUAACUAAUGACAGUAUUGUAACUGCUCAGCACUGCCCACAGUUUUUCCAUUAACUUAACUAAUCUAAAUCUCCUGAGAUUCAGAUUCAUAUAGGUUUACCCAAACCAAAAAGCUUAACUUAUGAGCAAAUACCUCACCUGGGUUUCUUCCUUAGUGUGAUGUGGCAGAUGAUAGCAGGCAUGACCCUGUGUAUUAAUAAUCAGACUCAGUUGUGCCUAUUUGUCAAGCAGCACCAACCAAAAAAUUUCAAGCUCUAGCUUCUCACAUUUAACCACUUCCUUAAACACCAACUAAUGCAUUUUUCUGUAGCUACCUAUCAUAUGUUACGAGCUUUUUAGUUCACUAUUGAAUUAUCCUGCCAUUAAGCAUACACUGAUGUUCAGUUAUCAGUCCUUAUUCCAAGUUCCUUUAAUGGUACAUUUGGACUGUUCUAAAGUUCAUACAAUGUUCCCUCAUAGAGUGUAAAGUGCCACAAAUAUCAUAUAUAGACCUUUGGUAAUACUUUACUGGAUUUUAGCCAUCCUGUCCAUCUGUCUCCCAGUAAUCUCAUUUGCAUAAUCGUAACAACUAAACAUAAUACUUCAUUGAACCUGGACAACUUUGCUUUAUAUUAAGCCCUACAACCUCGACUUCGGUCAGAUCCUCGUAUUGUUUGAAAGUAUUCAAUGAAGAGGAAUCAUGCGUUCAUCCCAGUUUGUGAGCAGGGCAGCCACCAAUGUCCAUCCGUGUUAAACUGCAAGGCAUUUUGGAGUUUCUACACUGUAUACAGUAUAACCGACUUUUACACUGUGCAGGCCAAAGGGAUUCUUAUAAAAUUUCGAACAUCAGUUGAGACUGACAAAAGUGAUACCGUAUCCAUUAGUUUCAGCAGAGUUAUAAAUUUGUGUGCUUCCUUUCAUCCCUCAGUGGAUGCUUAUCAAGACUGACAUCCCACAAUUUUACACAUAGUCAAAAGCUAUGGAAGUCUGUGUUGGUGGCUGCCUAUUGUAAGUGUGAGAAAUUGUGGUGCUUGAUAUGUCGCCAUCAAGUAAACUUUAAUUUUUACCUACAGUUAUCGACAUCAUUAAUGGCCAUCUGGAAAGGCCAUAAAAUAAUGAAAGCAAUUGACUCCCAUUGUUCUUCAUGUUAUUUUCUUGAAAGCAGUAGAGUCAUAGAAUCAUAGAAUGAUUUGGGUUGGAAGGGACCUUGAAGAUCCCCUGCUCUGGGCAGGGACACCUCCCACUAGACCGGGUUGUUUAAAGCCUCAUCCAGCCUGUCCUUGAAAACCUCCAGGGAUGGGGCAUCCACAGCUUCAGUAGCACCUUUUGACUUAGGACUUCCUAAUUCUUAGCAUUACGCUUGCCAAAACUUCUGUUCCAGAAGAAAUUUUCAAACCAACCUAAUUAAUUGAUUUAUAAUCCAUUAAAAGGAAAAUAUCUGAG